UUACAAAGUGCUUACAAAGCAAGUACUGAAUCUUUUCAUCAACAUAUGGGCCACUAAAAACAAGACAUCCCUUCUGAAGUUGAAAGGACCAAAAGAAAACGUACCAAGCAGGCUGCCAAAAGAGAAUCGGAAAUUUCUUGUUGACACACUAAACCUCGUCUGUUGAGGCUGCAGCGUUUCACCGGUGUCCUGAAGAGCAACCUGAGGCUCCUACACACACACACACACACACACACACACACACGUCUGGGCGGUGUUUUCGGUCCUCACGCGGAAUCUCACCGUUUUGCUUCAGCGCUUUACACCUAGCAGAUCCAUCCGAUGGUGAAAUAUUGCCCAGAAUGAUGAAGAAUCUCUGAAGAACAACUUUAGCUACACCUGAAGAUUGCUUAUUCUUGAUCCCUUCCUCAAUGGGCUCCCGCAGCCAUGGGUUCUUUCACAACCAGCACCAACACCACCACCACCGCAGCUCCACCAUGCCCAGUCCGGCUGUGCCCAGACUGAUGGCGGAGCCGGGCAGCAUGCUCGGUGGCAUUGCCCAAAUCACUCCCACGCUGUUCCUCAGCCGUGGCGCUAUAGCAUCCAAUCGUGGCCUGCUGCUGUCUAAGGGAAUUACGUGUGUAGUGAAUGCCACCAUCGAGCUGCCAAAUUUCAACUGGCCACAUGUAGAGUAUGUAAAGGUUCCACUGGCUGAUGCACCACACUCGCCUAUAGCGCUGUACUUUGACAGUGUUGCAGACAAGAUCCACAGCGUUGGGCGGAAGCGCGGCGCUGUGCUAGUGCACUGCGCUGCUGGUGUGAGCCGCUCAGCCUCGCUCUGCCUUGCCUACCUCAUGAAGUAUCAUGGUGUGUCGCUAGCUGAGGCACACGCCUGGGUAAAGGCCCGACGGCCUGUCAUUCGGCCCAACGGUGGCUUCUGGCGCCAGCUUAUUGACUACGAGCGCAAACUGUUUGGCAAGACGUCAGUGAAGAUGGUUCAAACGCCGUACGGGGUCAUUCCUGACGUUUACGAGCGUGAUCGUAGAAACCUGGCACCAUACUGGGGCCUGUAGAGAAACAGAAGGGGGGGUUUCAGGAGACACGGAUAAAAAUUAAAAGUGAGUAGAUCUGAUCAGUGAACUGUGGUGAUUGGUGACUGGGUUUCAGCAGCAGCAUUUUGUGUCUGGAUACAGGGCCAAACACUGAGACUCAUGUCAAUGCUGAGUGCUGGACACUGAGACACAUAUCAGUGUAUUUUUCUGCAGCGUUGAGUUUCCAGCAGACAUCAGCUGUGACAGAACAUGAGCUAGUGUUGAUUAGGUAGAUGAAGUGGAAGUGGGAGGCAGAAGUCAAAGCCUUUAGGGCACCGUAAGAAAGUGAUGCAGAUUUCCUAAUCGGCUCAGUAGUGUGAUGACCUGCCAGUUCUGCCGACAUCUUUUCUUCUGAGGCAGCAAUCUGUUCUCUAUUAAUGGUAGCAUUUUUAAGCAUAUUUGUGAAUAGGAUUGUUUACUGAAAGUAAAUAAAAGCCUCAAAAAGCUGAAAUAGGUUAAAUGUUAAUCCAGAUUUAUUUAAUGAAAAUAUUCCAACUAAUUAAAUAUUAGGCUCAUUAUUUAAUUAUUUUAUGUAUACAAUAACAUUCUUGCUAUUUAUUAAAGCUUUUUUUUUCCUGGUCCAUACUAGGUCUAAAUUAACACUUUAUAGGCUACCUGUUUUGAAAUGGUUGAGUUUUGGAUUAACUUCAUUUAAGUGAGCAGACAAACCCAUCAAAAUAACACAAAAAAUAAUCUAUAAUAAAAUGUCACAGCUUUUGAUGUUGGUGGGUUGAAAUUUUCAUGACUGUAACAAAUGAAAGAAAUAAGACUUUGAGAAACAGCAUAAAUGAUAAGAAUAGCUGAAAUGACUGAGAGGCUUUAUUAAACGAUUAUCUGGGGGAUAAAUAAGGAUAAAAAUAAAGAAAACAGAAUUUUAAAAAUCAGAACAAUGGUGCUGCUAAAAAAAGGGAAAUUUGGGAACUUUAUUGUUUUGCUAUAUUUCCAAAUUCAAAAUAAUAAAGUCUUUUUUUCAGCUA
Messenger RNA from Tachysurus fulvidraco (yellow catfish), 2047 nucleotides. It is a transcript of the gene dusp14, whose product is annotated as dual specificity phosphatase 14. The record is from RefSeq and is a predicted model, not a curated record. The transcript is spliced from 3 exons. Gene Ontology annotation, biological process: protein dephosphorylation. Bases 411 to 1052 code for a protein of 213 amino acids. Gene Ontology annotation, cellular component: cytoplasm. NCBI's taxonomy places the organism in Eukaryota, Metazoa, Chordata, Actinopteri, Siluriformes, Bagridae. Gene Ontology annotation, molecular function: MAP kinase tyrosine/serine/threonine phosphatase activity.